GACAGCGAGGCUUCUCCCCCAGGCGCCGGAGACAGCGGGGCUUCUCCCCCAGGCGCCGGAGACAGCGGGGCUUCUCCCCCAGGCGCCGGAGACAGCGGGGCUUCUCCCCCAGGCGCCAGAGACAGCGGGGCUUCCCCAGGCGCCGGAGACAGCGGGGCUUCUCCCCCAGGCGCCGGAGACAGCGGGGCUUCUCCCCCAGGCGCCAGAGACAGCGGGGCUUCUCCCCCAGGCGCCGGAGACAGCGGGGCUUCUCCCCCAGGCGCCGGAGACAGCGGGGCUUCUCCCCCAGGCGCCGGAGACAGCGGGGCUUCUCCCCCAGGCGCCAGAGACAGCGGGGCUUCUCCCCCAGGCGCCGGAGACAGCGGGGCUUCUCCCCCAGGCGCCGGAGACAGCGGGGCUUCUCCCCCAGGCGCCGGAGACAGCGGGGCUUCUCCCCAAGGCGCCGGAGACAGCGGGGCUUCUCCCCCAGGCGCCGGAGACAGCGGGGCUUCUCCCCAAGGCGCCGGAGACAGCGGGGCUUCUCCCCCAGGCGCCGGAGACAGCGGGGCUUCUCCCCCAGGCUGGGUCAGUAGUGCGUGUUUUUACCGCUGA
Messenger RNA from Acipenser ruthenus (sterlet), 591 nucleotides. Its product is annotated as basic proline-rich protein-like. The record is from RefSeq and is a predicted model, not a curated record. The transcript has a single exon. The annotation marks the transcript as partial. NCBI's taxonomy places the organism in Eukaryota, Metazoa, Chordata, Actinopteri, Acipenseriformes, Acipenseridae.